AUGCCAUUUUCAUCUUAUCACAGUUAUCAGCAACAAUCACAAACUUAUCACAAAAAUCAGCAGCAGCCACAAAAUGCGCCAUUUUCAUCUUAUCAAAGUUAUCAUCAACAGUCACAAACUGCGCCAUUCUCAUCUUAUCACAAUAAUCAGCAACGAUCACCAACUGCACCAUUUUCAUCUUAUCAAACUUAUCAUCAGCAAUCACAAACUGCGCCAUUCUCAUCUUAUCACAGCGAUCAUCAACAACAAUAUUCUUCCACUCAAUAUCAAAGCAGCAAUGGAACGAUACCUAACGAAAUACCUUAUAUUUCUGAUCCAAAAUCAUAUAUUCGAGCAUAUGCAACACAAACACCUGCUUAUACAGUAAUGGAUUCACCGCCACGAAAUGCAUUUUAUCAGACUGUUAACAGUGAUUAUCAACGAUAUCAGCCAAAUAGUAAUAUCAACAAAUCUUAUCAGUUUAUUAAGGAACUUCGAGAUCAAAGUUUAACAAAAACGCAACGUAUCGCAAAUCAAUUUCAACAAUCACAACUUCGUGAUUUACCAGCACCACAAAAUAUGGGAAAUAUUUAUGAACAAAGAGAACGCCUUGGCUGUGAUCAAAUUGAUUCAUUAAUUCGUGACAUGGAAUGGAAAUUAAAAACUGGAAUUGAAGAUAAGUGCUGUAAAUGUGGUGGAAGUAUCACAAAUGAACAACCAGGUUGUACAGCAAUUGGUGAAAUGUUUCAUAUAAAAUGUUUCACAUGCAAGGAAUGUGAUAAACAACUUGCUGGUGGCUCAUUUUAUAAUGUCGACGGUUGUCCACUUUGUGAGGAUGAUUAUAUGAAAUCAUUAGAGAAAUGUAACAGUUGCGGUAAACCGAUUACGGAAAAGUUGUUACGUGCAACCGGAGGUGCAUAUCAUCCGGAUUGUUUUGUUUGCACCGUUUGCAAAAAAUGCUUAGAUGGUGUUCCAUUUACCGUUGAUUCAACUAAUAAAGUACAUUGUGUUGUAUGUUUCCAUGAAAAAUUUGCUCCUCGAUGUGCGGUAUGCUCGAAACCAAUUAUACCUGAGGAAGGUCAAGAAGAAUCGGUACGAGUUGUUGCGAUGGAUAAAAGUUUUCAUGUUAAUUGUUAUCGAUGCGAAGAUUGUAAUAUGCAAUUAAGUUCAAAAAUUGAAGGACAAGGAUGUUAUCCGUUGGAUCAACAUUUGUACUGCAAAAAUUGCAAUGGUAAACGAUUGGUUGCAUUAUCAAAAGCAACUUAA
Brugia pahangi is the source of this 1245-nucleotide messenger RNA. The record is from the annotation of a GenBank genome assembly. Lineage: Eukaryota; Metazoa; Nematoda; Chromadorea; Rhabditida; Onchocercidae.